Messenger RNA from Aspergillus nomiae NRRL 13137, 1065 nucleotides. RefSeq names its product putative gibberellin 20-oxidase. NCBI's taxonomy places the organism in Eukaryota, Fungi, Ascomycota, Eurotiomycetes, Eurotiales, Aspergillaceae. Gene Ontology annotation, molecular function: dioxygenase activity. The transcript is spliced from 3 exons. The record is from RefSeq and is a predicted model, not a curated record. The coding region runs from base 1 to 1065 and encodes 354 amino acids.
AUGUCAUCUACCAGGAAGAUACCAGUCCUUGAUUUGAAACUCGCAGAGGAUCCCUCAACGCGAGGACUUCUUCUUGAUCAGUUGCAUGAUGCAUUAUUCAACAUCGGCUUUCUGUAUAUUUCCAACCAUGGAGUCUCGGAAGAGAUCAUAAGUGCUUUGGCAGAGAAGCUUCCGGCGCUCUUUCAUUUGCCGCUAGAACGAAAGAGAGAGUUGUCUAAAACUAAAUCCCCCCAGUUCCUUGGUUUUAGUGACUUUGCCCAGGAAACCACUCAGGGGAAGCUUGAUUUGAGGGAGCAAUACGACAUUGCUACGGAGCUGCCUGAGGUCUACCAGAAGGAUGCAGUCCCGAACGACCGGGGAAGAGAUUUUUCGAACUUGUACUGGAGGCUCAGGGGUCCAAACGUGUGGCCGUCAGAAAAUGAAGUGCCUGGCUUUAAGAAAGCGGCUAACGAGUUCGUGCAUCUCGUGGAGGAAGCAUUUGGCAUCCCAACAGGGACAUUCGAUGGCUUCUUCAACGAGAAUGCAGCUUCCGCCACCGCCGAUUCCACCCCAGAGGGCGACUUUCUUCCUCCUCAGCAUCGGCUUAGACUCAACUUCUACCCGGCCAUGCAGCCAGAGCAAGAGGGCCAAGGCGUUGGUUCCGAAUGUGCCCUGGAUGUGCAAGGCAGAGACGGCAGUUGGAUUCCUGUGGACCCAAUCCCAAACACUCUCGUUGUCAACUUAGGCUACGCCUUUGAAGCGGCCACUGAGGGUGCAGCCAGAGCCACAGUUCAUCGAGUAAGGGCACCUUCACAGAAAGAUCGAUACUCGAUUCCCUUUUUCAUGGGUUUACCACUCGAACUUAAGCUCUCAGAGGUGAGGAGCUUUAUCCCAGAGAGUGUCAGGGCAUUGAGACGCAAAGAGCUGGAGAAUGGCGAAUGGACCAUAGACCAGAAGAUCGAAACCUUUUUGGACCCGAGAUGGGACAGCAUCGGUGAAUCCGUACUGAGAAGGUUCAUUAGAGGAUACAGGGAAACAGCUCUAAAAUUCUAUGGGCAGGAGGUGUACCAGUACUACACUCAGUGA